Mangifera indica (mango) is the source of this 922-nucleotide messenger RNA. RefSeq names its product early nodulin-like protein 1. Gene Ontology annotation, cellular component: plasma membrane. Gene Ontology annotation, molecular function: electron transfer activity. The coding region runs from base 134 to 748 and encodes 204 amino acids. Lineage: Eukaryota; Viridiplantae; Streptophyta; Magnoliopsida; Sapindales; Anacardiaceae. The record is from RefSeq and is a predicted model, not a curated record. The transcript has 2 exons.
UCUAUAUAAAUACAACACUAACCACUCGCUUAUUUUCCAUCUCUUCUUCACUUCCUGUUGCUUGCUUCUCUUAUAAGUAAUACUACUGAAACUGAAAGAAAGUUAUCUGUUGUUCGAUUUGAGUUGAUUUCAAAUGGAGUUUAAGAGAUUUUAUGGCUGUUUGUUUCUUAUGUUGUUGGGUUUGGUUAGCUCUUCUCAGGGUUACAAGUUCUAUGUUGGUGGCAAAGAUGGGUGGGUUUUAAAUCCCUCCGAGAAUUACAAUCACUGGGCCGAAAGAAUGAGGUUUCAAGUCAAUGAUACUCUUUAUUUUAAGUACAACAAAGAAUCAAACUCUGUGUUGGUGGUAAACAAUCAUGAUUACUACUCUUGCAACACAAAAAACCCAAUACAAUCCUUAUCAGAUGGGGACUCAAUCUUCCACCUCAAUCGCUCUGGUCCAUACUACUUCAUCAGUGGCAAUGCUGCUGACAACUGCAAAAAAGGCCAAAAGGUUAUCAUUGUUGUUAUGGCUGUGAGACACCACCACCGCCAUGCUCCUCCGUCUCCUUCUCCAGCGGCAGCCCCACCUCUAUCUCCUGCGCCUCAUCCUACUUUGUCACCUCCAGAGGUGUCUCCAACUCCGCUGUCUACUCCUGCAGAGCCACCAAAGUCUGGUGGGUCAGUGGGUUUAGCUAGUUCUGUUGGAUCACUUUUGGGAUUUAGUGUUGUAGCAAGUGUGGUUUUGGGUAGCUUAAUGGGGGUGUUUUAAUUUUUUGUGAACAUGGAGAUUAUUAGUUCAUGAUCGAACCGUUCAUUAUUGAAGUUGAGAAUGGGAACGGGAUGGUUUGUAAGUGUAUUGUUCUUUGUCAAUUUUAUGAUUUGAGUAAACUGAGUUUAGCCUUUUAAUCCAUUUUAUAAAAAAAUAGUUAAUGGUAUUUUUUCU